Molecule: messenger RNA, 936 nt
Organism: Aspergillus ruber CBS 135680
Lineage: Eukaryota; Fungi; Ascomycota; Eurotiomycetes; Eurotiales; Aspergillaceae
Product: mitochondrial DNA replication protein
Exons: 5
Coding region: 1-936 (311 amino acids)
Biological process (GO): alpha-ketoglutarate transport; mitochondrial citrate transmembrane transport
Cellular component (GO): mitochondrion
Molecular function (GO): tricarboxylate secondary active transmembrane transporter activity
Source: RefSeq, a predicted model, not a curated record
AUGGCUUUACAAGUUCAUCGACCCAGGCUCACCGGAAAUGGCGUUACUCGAGAACGGAGAGCUAUUCCCUACCGGAAUCUCGGAGUCGGGGCCAUAAUGAAUGUCUUUCAAGUCACGAGUCUGGGUCAACCGAUGGAAGUUGUCAAGACACAUCUUGCAGCCAAUAGACACGAUACAUUAAAGGACGGCGUGCGAAAAACGUGGUUGCGUGGAGGUUUCACAGCGUUUUAUCAGGGAUUAAUUCCCUGGGCUUGGCUAGAAGCGUGCACUAAAGGAGCAAUCCUAGUAUUAACCUCUACGGAGAUUGAGCACCAUGCACGAAUGAAGCUCAAUGCUUCGCCCACCGUAUGUGGUGCCCUCGGUGGCAUCAGUGGAGGCUUUGCUCAAGCAUACUUGACAAUGGGCGUGACGACUUGCAUGAAGACUGUCGAAGUAACAAGAUCUAAGGAAGUAUCCAAGUCAGGCAAGAAACCUUCCAGUCCAAUGCGUGUAUUUGUUCAAAUCCUCCGAGAAAAGGGCAUCCAAGGUGUGUAUAAAGGUGUGAAUGCCGUGGCUCUCCGCCAGAUUACCGGAUGGUCCUCACGGAUUGGGAUUUCUCGAUUUGCCGAAGAGACCAUUCGGAGUAUCACGGGAAAGUCUAAACAGGAAAAGUUGCGGUUUGGAGAGAAAAUCUUCGCGUCGACUAUUGGUGGUGCGCUGAGUUGUUGGAACCAGCCAUUUGAGGUCCUCCGGGUGGAAAUGCAGUCCAUGAAAAAUGAUCCAACGCGCCCUGCAUACCCAACUAUUGUUUCGACUUUCACGCACGUUAUCAAAACAUCGGGCGUUAAGGGUCUUUUCCGAGGGGUUGCGCCUCGGAUUGGAGUGGCAGCAUGGGCCACUAUUUGUAUGGUAGGGUUUGGAGACACCGUGAAGGAGCUAUUGCCACAACCCGCUUGA